This is a messenger RNA of Psammomys obesus (fat sand rat), 1375 nucleotides long. It is a transcript of the gene Ripply3, whose product is annotated as ripply transcriptional repressor 3. Gene Ontology annotation, biological process: embryonic pattern specification; negative regulation of transcription by RNA polymerase II. Bases 64 to 507 code for a protein of 147 amino acids. The transcript is spliced from 4 exons. The record is from RefSeq and is a predicted model, not a curated record. Gene Ontology annotation, cellular component: nucleus. Lineage: Eukaryota; Metazoa; Chordata; Mammalia; Rodentia; Muridae.
GCGAGCGCGCUGGGCUAGCAGGACCCGGCGCCGUCGGGCUGCAGGACGCGCGCGCCCCGGACGAUGAGACCCGAAGCGGCCGGAGCCCGGGAGGCGCGGGGACGCCUCCGCCGCUGUCCUGGGGAGGACGAUCCUGGGAGGCCACCGCUGCCGCGUGGCCCGGGGAGGUCCGUCCCAGCCCCGUGGAGACCGUGGGUGCCGCCCCCUGGAGACGCCGCGCUGGCCAGCUCUGGAAGUCAGUGUGAGCCUUGGAGGAUCCAGCAAGCAGUGGGAUCAAAGGGAGCCUUUGGGUUCCAGCAUCCUGUCAGAUUGUACUUACCCAUUUCAAAGCGCCAAGAGUACCUGCAGAGCCCUGGAGAGAAAGUACUGGCCAGCUUCCCAGUGCAAGCCACCAUUCAUUUCUACAACGAUGAGUCAGAGUCUGAGGAGGAGCAAGAGGAGGCAGCGCCCGGUCCAACCAUCCUCAGUGCCAGGAGGCACGAAGCCCAGGAGGAAAGGGCAGAGUAGGGCUGGCCAGCCUCCGGGAGGAAGGGUGACAGGGUAGCGGCCGGCUCUGCAGGGGCUCUCCAGCAGAAAGGGGGUCUCUCCACACAGGAAGCUCAGAGGCUGAGACUGUGCUCAGGCCAGGAGCUUUUAAUCUUUAUUUUCCUGGCGGGAGUGAGUGAGUGUGUGUGUGUGUGUGUGUGUCUGACUGCCUGUCUGUGUCUGUGGGUCUGACUGUCUGUCUGUGUGUUUGUGUGUGUGUCUGUGUCUGUGUGUUUGUAUGUGUGUGUGUCUGACUGUCUGUGUGUCUGUCUGUGUGUUCGUGUGCACACACACGUACUCAAGCUUAGCUUUGAGGAAGGGUGUCCAACAAGAGCUGUGUGUCCACACAUGGUGUCCUCAGGGGGAAGGCCUCCAGAGCUCACUCUGUCAUGCUGAGCUGCCACCCCUCUUCCCAGAGCCCCAUUAUCUAGCCAUUCUUGCCUUCAUACAAAUAACGUAACUCCCAUUUGAAGAGUUCAUUUGGUUGCUCAGUAGCUGUCUGAAAUCUAUUCUUUUACUUGUGAAAAAAAAAAAAAACAGUUAAAACACUGAAUAAUUUCCACAGAAAUAAGAAGUAAGAGGUUUUCUUUUUAGGGGAUAAAAUGUGUGCUUGUGAGAACUGAAUUAGAGCUGUGUUUAUAGGUGUGUGUCAUAAAGGGUUAAUUUUCUCACUUGGUGACCUGUAUGGCCCUGCAUUAUUUACAUGGAGUGGCACUAUUUUUAAUUGUUAUCUUAUGAAAAAUUAUUUUGAAUUUCAUCAAGAUGACUAUGCUCUUAAAGGCUCUCCCGAUUAUCUUACCUGAAUCAGUGUUCCUGUAUACACCACACUGUGAAUUUUUACUGCAAUAAA